AUGGUGGAUGAUUGGUCAGCCGAUGUCAACGUCUACAUUCUGCCCCAUGAUGUCAAACCGCCGACGAAACGACAAAAGUCGACUUCGACCGAUGAAGUCAAAGAUGACAACAAACAUCACUCUAUAGUCUCUGAUGGCGGAUUCAACUUACUUCACGUCAAGGGAACAGUGGUCGGCAAGGUCGCGGUUGCAACUAAGAUGCACGGCAAUCUUGGGAAGUCUAGAGGAAACACCCUCAAGGAUGCGGAAACAGAUUUAGAGCUCACAGUUUCAAGCUUUGAAUCGGCAUUCAAUGCUGCGAGGAGAUUCAAUCUCUCGCCGGAUCCGUCGGACGACAGUCUCAAAGACCUCCUUUUGAAUGUUGUUCAAGCAAAAUCAAAUGACGAAGUCCGAGACAAUGCUUUCAAGCAGAGUGCAAAAUUGCUAGCAGACGACAUGGAAAACGGCCAAAAGCUUCUCCAAAAGCUUCGAGACAGCAACUUGGCCAACGGCUCGAGUCCGCAGAUACUUCACACUAGCGAGCCGUCAUCGAAAGCCUUGGAGGCAAUGGCAAGGGAUCACCUUAUAAAAAGAAAGGCCCAGUCCUCCUCCAAUAGCAAGUUUGCACAUCUCAUGAAGACGGAUGUCUUGCCCAGUUUCGAGCACUACCGAUGGCAAGAUAAAAACCUUACAUUGCCGCCAGAAGGUCCCUUGCGAAUGUUUGACAAGCGCGUCACGAGUGUUCUGGCGGCAUACGAUCAAUACGUGGACUACACCCUAGGAAGGAAGUUUGUCGUGCUCGAAACGGGGCAUAUGGGCUUAGCACCAGCAGGGGUUGAAGUCGACGAUUUAAUCAUCUGGGUGGAAGAACACGCAGUCUUUUUGGCUCUACGGCCGGCUCCCAUUUCAACGCGCGUAAGAGAGGAGUUGAAUCUUGAAGAGUUACGGAAGAAAGAGUUGGCGAGGGAAAGGGCUGAAAAAGAAAAUGCUAGAAAAGAAAGUAUUGAAAAGGAUGGCGUCGAACAAAAAGACGAACCCAUAGCAGGACAGGCACACAGUGAUGGGGACGAAGGUAAAAAGGUGCCCAGCGAGGCUAAUGACAGCAACUUGUUCGAUCUAGACAACACCUUUCGAUUAGUUGGAGAGGCUUUCGUCAGCAACGCACAGAAUCACCCAGACAGGGAAGCUACGGCAGUGGAUGGCGAUCUGAAAUGGUUCAGCUUGUGGUAG
Molecule: messenger RNA, 1209 nt
Organism: Colletotrichum fioriniae
Lineage: Eukaryota; Fungi; Ascomycota; Sordariomycetes; Glomerellales; Glomerellaceae
Source: RefSeq, a predicted model, not a curated record